Messenger RNA from Iphiclides podalirius (scarce swallowtail), 1023 nucleotides. NCBI's taxonomy places the organism in Eukaryota, Metazoa, Arthropoda, Insecta, Lepidoptera, Papilionidae. The record is from the annotation of a GenBank genome assembly.
AUGAAGAUACCUAUAGGUCAAUUAUCUCAAUUAAUAUUUAAGAACCAUAACAUAAAAGUCUUCCCCUCAUACAGAUGUUUAAGUACUCAAGAAGCUGUCGAACGCCGUCAUCAUCUUUUCACCUUGGAGAAGAAACGACAAUUGGAACAAGUGGGAAGAAUAGAAAAGAUCGAAGUUAAAUAUAAGGGUAUACCUAAAGACUGCAGUUUAGUCAUGAACAAAGAUAUAUCUACACCGUACGAUUGUGCUAAGCAUUUCAGUGAAUGGCAUACGGAGAGCAGUGCAUUGGCUCUGGUAGAUGGAAGCAUAUACUGGGACAUGCACAAACCCCUAUCAGAGAGCUGUACAUUAGAGUUCCAGACAUUCAACAUAGCGGAGCCGCACCAAGUGAACAAGGCGUUUUGGCGCACGUGCUCCUUAGUUCUCGGCGCCUGUGCCACAGUCGCCUUUAAGGACAACGUCACGGUGAAACUACACAGCUUCCCGGGGCCCGACAUUCGCAGCGGCUCCUUCAUCUACGACGUGGACCUGCCCACGCUGCCGGAUUGGACGCCCUCGACGCAGGAGUUGUACACCCUGAGCGCGGAGUUUAUUAAUUUGUGCCGGAGGGACGACCUGGUGGAGAGGCUGGAGGUGGGACAGGAGCUGGCGCUGGAGAUGUUCGUCGAAAACGAGCACAAGAGCAAGCAGAUACCGGACAUAGCGAGGGCUAAUGGUAAAGUGACACUGUACAGAAUUGGCGAACAUGUGGACAUAUCCAAGGGCCCCAUGAUUAGUAGAACCGGACAAAUCGGCCGAGUGACAAUUGCUUCCGUUCACAAGUUAAUUGGUUCACAGGAGAGCGAUGUUAAACUGCUGUACAGGUUCCAAGGUGUAGCGCUGCCUACUAGUGUCAUACUGAACCACUUCGCGUUUUCGAUACUGACAGAGCGCGCUAAGAAACUGAAUUCUGCCAGGUCACCAAUUAAUCCAUUUGGAGAGAGAACAGAUCCUGCUCCUAAGAGCAUGAUGGAAGCUCAGGCU